CGCGUCCGUGGCGACAGCGGCGGUGGCGAGCGCAGGGGCCGGGCUGGUCCCGGUCCCGCUCCGUUCCCUGCCCCGCAGCAGCAGGACAGAGCCGGCAGCCGAAUCCCCCAGGCCCAGGUGUCGGGAGGGACCCCGCGCGUUUCAGGCCCCGGUGCCCCUCGGCGUUGCCGGGGCUGGGGACGCCCAGCGCCCGUGAGCGGGCUCUUCCCCCGGCGGUUCGCAGGCCCUAUCUCAGAUGCCUUUUGGAGGGGGAAGGAGGAGAGCAGAGGGAGUAACACUAGCAAAGCCAGCUCCAAAGCUUUCAGGGAGAAGGAAGUGCUGGCAGAAGCAGCAUGAGCUGGGAAGGCAGAGGUGAAAGGAGCAACCUUGUGCAGGGGAAAGAAGUACUAAAAUGGUUAAUCUAGGGACCACUGUCUUGAUCACAUCGCUCACAAAGGAGGAGCUGGUUGGGAUCAAACCACCUUUCAGGUAACCACGUAGUGGUGACUCUCAAGGAAGUUUCCCCUUGCUUCUCCUGAAGGAGAAGUAAAUCCUGAGCAAGGAUGCAGCAGCCAGAAGCUGGUGAUAAGAGCAGAGGCAUUCCCUCACCAUGUCCACCUCAGGCCAACCUCACUGAUGGCUCAUUCUACACACGCCGCUGCAUCACUGAGGAUCUCAGUUGGUCCCUGGUCACUGUCCCCCACCUCACUGAGCUCUGCCUCCAGCACAUCGCUCACAAUUUCGAAAAGAACCCUAUUUUGAACUGUCUUCUGCCUGAGCAUCAAAAGAAGGUGGUGGAUAGGCUCUCCACCAGCCUUCCACUCACUGUGACUGCCAACAUCGUAAGCCACGAGGAGUACUGGAAGAGGUGCUGUAUGGAGCGCUGGCAAGUGUGUGACGUCUCCAACUAUGGAGACAGCUGGAAACGGAUGUUCUUUGAACGUCACCUGGAGAACAUUCUGAAGUUUUUCAUCCCUAACACCACAGACCCCAAGCAGGUGCUAGAGCUCAUCCCACUCUGCAAAGACUACGUGCGGAAACUGGAGAUCAAUCAGUUCCUGCCACCUUUGCGGGUGGAUCAAAAGGAGGAGAGCAAUGACCUCUCUGACACAGAGGAUGAUGCUGAAAUUAGUGAGGUCUACACGCAUCAUUACGACCUGAAAGAUGUCAUUACUGCUCUCCCUCACCUUGAAGAGCUUCAUCUCAUUUAUGGUGUGAAGAGCUGUGGCAUGAACUUUGAGUGGAGCCUCUUUAACUUCACUGAGCUGGACUGCUCCAACUUGGCUGCUACCAUGAAGAUGUGCCGUAACUUGAAAGUUUUCAAGCUGACACAAAGCAAAGUGGAUGAUGACAAGAUCAAGCUCCUGGCCCGUAACUUGCAGCAUCACCCUUGCUUGUUGGAGCUGGACUUGUCCCACAAUCUCAUCAGGGACCACGGGGCACAAGCUCUUGGCAAGCUGCUCAGCCACAGCAGAUUAGAAACCCUUAAUCUGUGUAACAACCAGAUCUGUCACCUGGGGGCUCAGGCUCUUGCUCAAGGCCUGGCUGAGAGCUCCACUCUGACCUCCCUGAAUCUACGCCUCAACUUCGUGGAGGACAAAGGUGGGGAGGCGAUUGGCCAUGCCCUGCUGACCAACACCAGCCUGAAAUCCCUGCAUCUGGGAAGUAAUAACCUGUCAGAGCCAACCGCGGCAGUGUUCUCCCAGGUUCUGGCUCAGAACACCACUCUGAGGAGCAUCAACUUCUCAUGCAACCACUUAGGGCUGGAUGGUGGGAAGCAGCUGCUUGAAGGGCUGACAAACAACAAGACUUUGACUGAGCUUGAUCUCCGCCACGCAGAGGUGGAACAGGAGACUGAUUUCCUCAUUCACGAAAUUGUGUGGGCCAAUCGGGAAGCAGCGAGGCGGGGAUCUCUGCAGCACCCCACCACUGAACCCCUCUGAAUAAAGUGCUCCAGGGAGCAAUGAGCUUGG
This is a messenger RNA of Vidua macroura (Pin-tailed whydah), 1952 nucleotides long. RefSeq names its product t-complex-associated-testis-expressed 1 (gene TCTE1). The coding region runs from base 543 to 1922 and encodes 459 amino acids. The record is from RefSeq and is a predicted model, not a curated record. The transcript is spliced from 6 exons. Gene Ontology annotation, molecular function: protein binding. Gene Ontology annotation, cellular component: sperm flagellum. Gene Ontology annotation, biological process: flagellated sperm motility. NCBI's taxonomy places the organism in Eukaryota, Metazoa, Chordata, Aves, Passeriformes, Viduidae.